GUGACGGGGAAAGAGCACGCUGGGUUUCCAGCUCGUAACCAAGUGGUUCGUAUCUGCGGGGCACAGAAUAGGACUUAACCCGGGGCUCCAGCAGGGAGAUAAACGCGGUGGACAGCGGCUGCCCGGCAGGACAGCAGGUGAAAAAGUGGCUUCGAGCGCAAACCUCGCGUUCCUCAGCGAAAAUGCUCGCAACGACACCCUCACCAGCGAUGGUGCAGAGGGGCCUACAAUGAGCCUGGAGGCCACGGGCAGCACCGCCAACGGGGAACGCUCAUCGGACACACUGCGGUCUUCCGUGGUCGCUGCUGCUGAGACUCCGGAGCAGCAGGCAGGUCCACCGGGCUGCUCCACCCGACGGUGCGACUCCUGCAAGCUUGCACUUCUGCACACCUGUGUAGCCCCUUGGCACUGAGACCGACAGCCCCCCAGGGGGCCUGCUCUUCAGCGGUUCCAUGUCACGCAAUGAGCCAUUGCCAAUGAAAUGGCCCAUUGUCAGAAGGCACCAAUGCACCCCAGAGAUUGGCCCUCUUUUAAAACUCUUUCUAACCCCUUUCCCCCCAUCAAAUAAAUCCUGAUUUUACGGGCAGCCUACUUUUCUCAGCAAGAGAGGAAGGAUCAUGAUGCGUCUGAAUUAAACCCGUAAGUGUGUCGGUAGCUCUCCCAGCUUAAGAAGAAAUCAAUGGAACUCCGCUGAGAGGAAGUGAUGUUUCCAUUCACCCAACCUGAAAACAGGCCACAAGCAAACAGCAGACUCACAUCCUGGCUGCUUGCCACACAUUUCAUAUCCUCAUUUUCCGACAGCCUCAAAGCGCGAAUGGACCUUGUCUGAUCGUGGUGCCCUUUGGAAGGAUGAUUUGGACACGUGUCCUUUCAGAAACAAUGUGCAUUUAAUCUCCAGGUGUUCCGCCCUAAACACAACUAGCAAAGAAACCAGGAAGGGCCGAGAUCGUUCUGGCAGCACGGGACCUCAACAUGGUGCUGCCGUCUCCAGACAGACGGCACGUGUGUCUUACCACCAUCGUCAUCAUGACCAGCAUGGCCUUCAUGGAUGCGUAUCUGGUGGAGCAGAACCAGGGACCGCGGAAGAUCGGCGUGUGCAUCAUCGUGCUGGUCGGGGACAUCUGCUUCCUCAUCGUGCUCCGCUACGUUGCUGUGUGGGUGGGCGCUGAGGUGAAGACAGCGAAGCGUGGCUACGCCAUGAUCCUCUGGUUUCUCUACAUCUUUGUGCUGGAGAUCAAGCUCUACUUCAUCUUCCAGAACUACAAGGCAGAUCGGCACAACCUGGAGACGGUGGCACGCAAGGCGUUGACGCUGUUGCUGUCCAUCUGCGUACCAGGCCUCUACCUCAUCCUGGUGGCCCUGGACAGCAUGGAGUACGUCAGGACGUUCCGCAAGAAGGAGGACAUGCGGGGCCGCCUCUUUUGGGUGGCGCUGGACUUGCUAGACAUCCUAGACAUCCAGGCCAACUUGUGGGAGCCCCAGCGGACUGGGCUGCCCAUCUGGGCAGAGGGCCUGAUGUUCUUCUACUGCUACAUCCUACUGCUGAUCCUGCCAUGUGUGUCACUCAGUGAGAUUAGCAUGCAGGGUGAACAUGUCUCGCCCCAGAAGAUGAUGCUGUACCCCGUCCUCAGCCUGGUUACCAUCAACGUGGUGACCAUUCUCAUCCGUGCCGUCAACAUGGUGCUUUUCCAGGACAGCCGCGUCUCCACCAUCUUCAUUGGGAAGAACAUUGUUGCUAUUGCCACCAAGGCCUGCACCUUCCUGGAGUACCAGCGGCAGGUGAAGGAGCUCCCCCAGAAUGCUAUUGCCAUGGAGCUGCAGCAGAACUCGGUGGGCCACAGAGAGGCCCUCCCCAAUGCCACUACCAGCCUGCCCCAUGAACAUGUGUCUCCAGCACGCGAACUCAUCGACACGUGACAAAGACCACCACCAGCAUCACCCGCAUCCUCGGCGCUUGUCCUGCCUCUGCCCCGGCUGUGUGGGACCCAACCAGCAUCUGAAGGAUUAAGCUGUGGAGCGGUGCCACAACUGUUCCUCCGUCCACUCGAACCCUGCCCAGUAAGGUGGGAUGAAUUGCCACAAGCAUUCGUUCAUCUAGACCAGGAAUAUAGCAGCCCCUUCCAGAAACUGAAGGAACACGUGGCUCUUGCUUUUAAGUGUGUGUAUUUUUCAAUCUGAGUGUCCCGACUGACACUUUGUCAGCCUCGGAAAUGAAAGGCGAGACCCAGUGUGGCGAAUGACUGAGAGCCGAUGUGGCCACUGUGGGGUUUUUCAUGGAUCACUGAUGUCUUUUUAAUGACUGCUUUGUACGUGACAUUCUGUUACUUUGUCGUGAGUCAAUCAAUUGCGUGUCGUGGCUGGCCUGACGGACUCUUUGUUCCAAGAUGGUGGGAAAGCGUGAUGAGUCCGGAGAGCGAGGAAAGACCUGAGGCUGGGGAAGGAGGGAAAGCAGCAGGGGAUGUACACCAGUUUUGGAACUGUCACCUCUGUGACUGUGGUGCUUUACGACCACGUGUUUGAUGAUUAAAGCCGGGGGUUCUGCCGAGCUCAGCGCUUCAGGCUUUUUGUGAUACCACAGCAGGCCUGGCUUCUCCUGUUACAGUUAAGGUGGGAAUGAAUGCGGGUUCAAGGGAAUAAACAGGCAAGAGGGUAGUUGUAAGAGAUCUUUGUUACAGUACAUACAUUCCUCCUGUGAAAGGACAUUGGAAAGGUUUCCUUUCGGUAGAGAUUUUGUUCAAC
Molecule: messenger RNA, 2739 nt
Organism: Scleropages formosus (Asian bonytongue)
Lineage: Eukaryota; Metazoa; Chordata; Actinopteri; Osteoglossiformes; Osteoglossidae
Gene: tmem121ab
Product: transmembrane protein 121Ab
Exons: 2
Coding region: 973-1917 (314 amino acids)
Source: RefSeq, a predicted model, not a curated record